AUGGCAAUGAAGAACAAUGGUUUCAGACAGAGUAACUCAGAUCAUACUUUGUUCUUGAAACAUCAGAAAGGGAAGCUACAAGACUAUUUGGCCACUGAAUUUGAGAUAAAGAAUCUAGGUGGACUCAAAUAUUUAUUAGGAAUUAAGGUGGCCUUAUCACAACAAGACAUAUUUCUCUUUAAAAGGAAAUAUGUCUUGGACUUGUUGAUAGACACAGGAAUGUUAGAUUGCAAAUCUGUAGACACUCCUAUUGUUCAAAAUCAUCAUCUUGGAGAAUACCCAGAUCAAGUUACAACUAACAAAGAAAGAUACCAAAGAUUAGGCAGGCAAUGUAACAGAUAG
Messenger RNA from Prunus armeniaca (apricot), 342 nucleotides. Lineage: Eukaryota; Viridiplantae; Streptophyta; Magnoliopsida; Rosales; Rosaceae. The record is from the annotation of a GenBank genome assembly.